This is a messenger RNA of Anneissia japonica, 1707 nucleotides long. RefSeq names its product putative sodium-coupled neutral amino acid transporter 7. The record is from RefSeq and is a predicted model, not a curated record. Lineage: Eukaryota; Metazoa; Echinodermata; Crinoidea; Comatulida; Comatulidae. The coding region runs from base 98 to 1312 and encodes 404 amino acids. Gene Ontology annotation, biological process: amino acid transmembrane transport. The transcript is spliced from 8 exons. Gene Ontology annotation, molecular function: amino acid transmembrane transporter activity.
AUAAGCUUGAUUUUCAACAGAUCAGAUCAGAAGCACACCGCCGCGGUGAUGAGUUUGAGAUAAACAUGAGCAGAGAAUAAGAAGCAUUAAAAACUUCAUGGAUACUCAAACGAAAAUUGUAUCCGGGAGGAGGGAAAUCCUUCCGUAUGAUGCGGAAGAAACAACGCCACUUUUGUUUAACAACUCAAUUAACGUCAACAAGAAUGUUGCGAGUCAAGGGAAGACCUCACUUGCGGGGGCAGUGUUCAUCGUCAUAAAUGCCUGUAUCGGAGCAGGGUUGUUGAAUUUCCCACAUGCUUUCCAAUCAGCUGGUGGAAUUGUCGUUGGUGUUGUUGUUCAGUUGAUUCUCUUGCUUGUGAUUGGCUCGUCAUUAUUGGUGCUAGCUCGAUGUUGCCAUAUCCACAAUUGCUCUACAUACCAGGAGGUGGUACAGAAAAUGUGUGGUUCAUUGGGUCUCUUCUUCUGCAAUAUCACCAUCUUCCUCUACUGUUUUGGAACUUCUAUCACCUUUAUGAUAGUAAUUGGUGAUCAGUUAGACAGUUUUCUUGAAUUCAUUGCCAAGAAUUCAAUGGAUAAGUGGUACAUGAACCGGAAAUUUACUCUGACUCUGUUUUCAGUGUUAGUUGUCUUGCCUCUUUGCAUUCCAAAGGCUAUUGAUUUUCUCAAGUAUUCAAGGUUUUGUCAUAUUAGUUCGAUCCCUGUCUACGCAAGUCUGAAAAAACGUACGGUGGCGCAAUUUUCCAAAGUGUGUGUAAUAGCUUUGUUUUUAGCUUUUACCGUGUACACUUUAACAGGUAUCUUUGGGUCAUUGACCUACGGUACAAGUUCGUGUAGCGAUAUACUCAAGUCUUACGAUGCGGAUGAUGUUAGCAUGACAAUCGCUAGGAUCAUGAUUGCAGCGUCUGUUUUAACUGCUUACCCAAUCCUACAUUUUUGUGGCAGGGUUGUAAUCAACGAUUUGUAUGUCAAAUUUUUUAAACUGACACCGGAACAAAUUGAAGACAGAGAGAAAAUAAGACGAAUUAUUCAGACUGUGAUAUGGUGGUUCUUCUCGUUGAUCUUGGCGUUGUUUAUCCCAAGUAUUGGUGUUGUCAUAUCAGUGAUCGGUGGCUUAGCAGCAAUAUUUAUAUUUGUAUUCCCAGGUUUAUGUCUAAUUGAGUAUGCCAUACAUUAUUAUGAAGGGAGUUUACGAUGUAAACAUCUUCUGGUUGGGUGUGGCAUUGCCUGUGUUGCAAUCGGAACAUUUAUCCUCGGAGAGAGCACAACACUGUCAAUCAUGACCAAUAUACAAGGUGACACCUUAACUUGCUGAUCAUAGUCCAUCAUGAUUAGGGAAGAGUACUUAAUUUGCUGGUAUUCCAGAUGAAAAUCUACCACUCUGAUCAAUACCCAUCAUGAGUGAGAUACAUGUUGGACAAUAUACAAAACAACCGAUUACCUCAUUGACCAUUGUCCAUCAUAGCGAUACUUUAGCAUACAGGCCUCCUUAAUUUGCUGAUAUUCCGUCAUGGAUAAUUUACAAGAUUUCAACUUAACUCACAGAACAUGAAUGACACGCAAAGUGACACCUUAGCUUACUGAUUAUUGGUCUUCAUAAAUAAGAUUCAUAUUAAGACACCUCAACUUACUGACAUUCCAUUAUUGAUAUACAAAAUAACACCUCAUUGAUCAUUGUUCUUAAUGACUGAUAUUAAUAAACACCCAAAU